Micropterus salmoides (largemouth bass) is the source of this 3168-nucleotide messenger RNA. RefSeq names its product arginine vasopressin induced 1 (gene avpi1). The coding region runs from base 1310 to 1882 and encodes 190 amino acids. The record is from RefSeq and is a predicted model, not a curated record. Lineage: Eukaryota; Metazoa; Chordata; Actinopteri; Centrarchiformes; Centrarchidae. The transcript is spliced from 2 exons.
GAUGGUGUAAAGGCCUCAGCUCAUUCUGACGUGUGAAUUAUUUUCCAGCAGACCUCAGGAUUCUCCUGAAGUUACAGUGAGAGCUGCUACUGGUAGUUACAGUGCAGACUUAAGUGCAGACAAAAAUAUCACAGGUAUCAAAUUUUUGUUGUUGUAGAAGCAAUGCAGGUUGGUGCUGUGUUUUUAUUGUGUUUGUUCAAAUGUGUUAACCAAUCAGUCAAUCAAUCAACCACUAAUACAGUGCCUCUUAUAGCUUAAAACCAGAGUAUCCGUAUGAUAAAUAGCAGGAGCCCAUAAUGCCUCCUUUCUGUCCUGGACUUGCUUUUGACUGUUUUUCUCCCCCUUUCUUUCCAACCAGCUCUUGCUUUGAGGUAAGCACUUCGGCACUGACGUAAUUCGUGGAUUACUCUUUGAUUAUUCCUUUGCGUUCUCCUGCAGCAAGUGGGUCGGCUCGGCAUUAGCAGGUGUGAAGGUUGUAGUCUGGAAGCUGGUUAAUCAGGUUGUCUGUCUGCCUGUGGUGCAUGGUUAGAGUUUGUCUCAUUCAAACUACAGAGGGUAAGGUAAGCACUCUCCUCCUACUAUAUUCUGUGUUUAAAAUCAUUUUGAGGUUUUUAACCAACAUAUUUUUCUUGCUGUAGUAGACAGCUGUGAACAGUAUCAGUCAGGAUACUUUUUAUAAAAUUAAUUGAAUUGAAUGUGAAUAUGUUAAGGGGAAAUUACAGGAGAAAGAGCUGGAGCUAUUGGCUAUUUCAAUAUAAAAAUACUAGCAUAAACAUAUGAAGCAUAAGAAUUUCAUGACACCAGCUUCAGGCCGAAAUAAUAAGUCGAUUACUCAAUUAGUCAAUUGACAAAAAAUUAUUCUGCAUCUCUUGUAAUUGUAAUUGUCUUUAUCUACCAUGAUAUUAGAUUAGAUUUAUUUGGGUUUUGGACUGUUGGUACGACAACACUAGCAAAUUGAUUCUUAACUUGGGAUUUGGACAAUUAUGGUGGACAUUUUUCACUGACCUUUUAUAGCCCAAAUGAUUUAUAAAGAAAAUAACUUAGUUUAUAAUGAAAAUUAUCCUUAACAGCAGCGAUUAGUUUGUCAUCAAUCAACACAUAGGAAAGGGUGGCUUAUAUUAUUUGUUUGUUUGCUUUUGAAGUAUGUCUGCUGGCAGGAAGCUUGAGCUUUACUUGUGGCUGUGAUCUCUUUAGUUUGACCAAUCUGUUCUCUUUACUUCAUCCCCCUUUUCAGCUUACCUUACCUUCCCCCCUUAAUAUUGUCCUCCUGUCCUUAUAUCACCACCUGGAAGCCAUCCACCCUCGCAACAUGGCAGAGGCCCCAGCAUCCACCUCCUCUGAGGAAGGUCUGCCUGUGCAGUGGAAACUUUCCAAUCGACGCAACAGGAAGCCAGGAUGCUCCAACAUCUUUACAGGGGUCAACCUGCAGCAGCUGCACAGGCUGUUCAGAACAGCAGGAGACAGAGACGCUGAACAUCGGGCAAAGCUAGUGUGGCGAGGGAUGGAUGCAGAUAUCGAAGGAGCAGAGGAGGUGAAGGAGGAGGAAGGGGAGGAGAAACAGGACGAGGCAGGGCUGGCCCAUGCCUUGGUGGGGCUCCGAGUCCGAGCAAGGAAUAAAGCAGGUAUCAGAGCGGUUGGACACAGAGACCACAGUUGGCUCAGAGGAUCAGGAUAUCUCAGGAUUGAGGAGCCAUUAUCCAGCUACACUGUUGAGGAUGAAGAGCAUAACAUACCACCCAGUCCGGAAGAAUUUUUACUAGCAACUGUGAAAGACAUCCCAGAGAACCAAAAUCCCUUCAAACCCUCCUCAUGGCGGUUGGAUUUGGCAAGACAGGAGUGUGCCAGACACUCUGAGCGCUACCUUCACCGCAUCCUCCACUAAAAACAGACUUGGAUGUGGAACAAUAAAAGAUGCAAUUAAGCUGUCUGCAUGAAAGGACAUACUGUAUUACUACUGUUAGCACUUUCUGCUAACAUGUAGUCUACAUGUAAGACCCCAGCAUAGAGAAUACCAGUGAACUAUAACUAUUAAUCCAACUAUAGGAAAUUCAAAUGCAUAUCUGUUCCAACACAUGGCUUUUGCAGGAGACGGACAAGAACAGGCUGUUGGGUAAGGCCUGAAAGGAAUUUCCGAUGUAUGAGUACACGCAUUUUUGAAGGAGAACCAGGGACACAGGCUAGCUGGACAGCUGGUGCUGCACUUGCCAGAGAACUUGUGAUACUGUAUAUUAUCAUGGUAAAUGGGGGAGUAUAUUGUGACACUGCAAUAAGUGUAAAAUUUAGUAAAGUACUUUUAACAGCAUGUCUGGCAUAAGAUGUUUUAAAAAUGCCAUCAAUCACAUUCUUUUAAACUCUGUAUUAACUGAUUUUCUGGUCACUUUGUGGCAGUGGAAAAAAGCGGUAAACAGAAAACUGAAUUUAAAGUUAUGGCAAACUUGUUACCAAACGGUUACACAUCCAGCAGAUACACAGCAACAUUAUCAUUCAUUCGAAAUUGUGCUUCUGGCCACCCGGUAAAUGUACAUCCAAUAUUCACACUCCUUUUAGCUGUUUAUUAUCUCUACCACCUGAGGGAAAUAUCUGGCUCUUGCUCUGCUAAGUGCUCCACUAUGUUCAUCAGCUAGUUAUUAACUGUGUCCACUAUUUGGCACUGAGCAGGUAGUGUACAGUAGGUUUUAGAGCUUUUUCACUGAAAAGAGCUGCAUGCUGAACCAAAACAGUGAAAUUGCUAUAAAAUCAAAACAAUGAGCUGAAUGAGACUAAAAUGCUCUAUAAAGCUGAGGAGAACUAAAGAGUGACAUUUCUCUGUAGGUUCAUCACUACAAGCAGCUCCUUUUACAUUACACAUGGUCAUUUGAUCCAUUUUUAAUAAAAUUUAUUGAAGCAGCUUUAAAGUCAUGAUUUGAUGGACCAUUAACACAUAAUUGUCAAACUAUCACAGUUCCAAAAUGCCCCGCAGUUGUAAUUCACAAUUCCAUUGUGAUGUGUGUUUUUGCUGUCUCUUGUAUCGUUUUAUGUUAUGUCUCAUUAAUGUCUGUCCAUGUUAUCUUAUUUUCAUACCCUUUAUUCGAGUGUAUCCCUCCCUUCAACAGGAUGUUAUCCUCUUGGUAGGCUGUGGUUGUAAAUUCAAAUUUUCUUCUUAACUAACUUGCCUGGUUAAAUAAAAAA